AUGGCAGACAGCAAGGAUAGGCAGCCGUCGAGAUUAGAGAGGUGCACGGUGCCGGAGUCGAGGGGAAGAAGCGUUCUGGCGCAACAAAAUAGGCCUUGGCUUGUACCCGAUCAAUUCACGUGGAGUCCUAAACUCGGUACCGAGCCCCAGAAAGCAGCCCGUGCGGUGCCGCAGAUCCCGGCUCUAUCGCACGCGAUUGCACCCAUCAUUCCGGGCUCACAGUCUAGUGAAAAAAAGAAAUCGAGCUCCGCGUGGCCAGGCCGAGAACGACGGCGCCGCCCUGCGCCCCUUGGCCCGACAUUGACCGACACAGAGUGA
Fomitiporia mediterranea MF3/22 is the source of this 318-nucleotide messenger RNA. RefSeq lists its product as uncharacterized. NCBI's taxonomy places the organism in Eukaryota, Fungi, Basidiomycota, Agaricomycetes, Hymenochaetales, Hymenochaetaceae. The transcript has 2 exons. Bases 1 to 318 code for a protein of 105 amino acids. The record is from RefSeq and is a predicted model, not a curated record.